UGUUCGUCCCACAAACUUAAACUAAUGAUUAUUCGUCUACUCACUACCACCAAUCUAACAGAUAAAAAUCUAUCCAGCAAAAAAGCAAGUCCAACACAAGCACCUGAGGCAAAAAUAUUCCGCCAUUAAUUGACAUUUACAAGAUAUACAGAUAAACAAGAUAAGAGAAAAAUGGAGACUUUAUCAAGAUUAUAUAUCAGCAGUUUUUUAUUUGGUAAAACUGCAAUUGCAAAUCAUUCCAUGUUUUUCUCCAAAUCUUCUUCACUUCAUCACCCACCUGUUUUUACACCACUCAGAAAUUCCACUGUUUCAGUCCUCAAAUCCCCUUCUCAAGCGAGUGAACGGGUUGAAGAAGAUGUUUUGCGAGAAUUUAUUCGGGAUAGACAGUUGAAUGGAGAUCUUAUUACGAAAUAUUCUGAUAUGUUUUUCCAGAGAGGGGUAAAGGGAGUCAUUGAUGAUGAACCUGCAAAUGUAGAUUAUAGUUUCCAACCAAGUGAGGAGGCCUCAGCUGCUGAGUCUGAUGAAGGCUUUCUGAAAUUGACAACAACACAAGAAUGGUUGAUGGGUGAAACUUCAGCCCCAACCAAUAGGAAGCCAACCAAUGAGGAAGCAAAGGAUGAUAGAGAAAGGAGGAGGAGGCUCAACUUUCUUAUAUAUGAAGCUCUUAAAAGGGAAUUGCUGUUCAUGACAGUGGGGGUAGGAGCCGCCUGUACGGGAUAUUGCUUUUUUGUCUUGUCAAUCCAGGCAGCAGUGAGUUAUGCGUCUGGUGUUGGAUUCAGUUGCUUGUAUCUGCAACUGUUGUACCGGCAUGUGGAUAACAUAUCUAAGGAAUCAGUUCCACAGAUAUUUCGGCAACAGAAAAUAAAGAAAAUUGGAAUACGAAGUGAGGAUUUGAGAGACUCACUAGAAAAAACAGUCAAGGGUAGCGGAAUUGCUCUUGCAUCUCCAAGACUUGUAAUUCCAGCCGCCAUAUAUGGAUUAUGGGUCGUGCUUCACCAAAAUUUUGCUAGUGAUAUCUUUGAUUUUCAGAUUGUGCCUGCAAUGUUGGGAUUAUUUGCAUACAAAGCUGCUGCACUCGUUCAAGUUUAUAGAGAUAACGAAGACCUGGAACUCAUCUUUCCAGAUUCUUAGGAAAGCUUUGAUCUAGAACAUUGAACAUAUAACUUUUAUGAGUUCUGAAACUUAGCUAAUACCACGGCAUUGGUACUGAAACUGGAAAAGUCGGUGCUGGAGCUUGGAGUGCAUUUCGUAGUCAGUUAUCCCACCAAAGCUCAAUUCCAAGCCUUACGGAUGGAUAUGACUUGGUCUGAUCGUUAGGUUGAGGUAUCGUAUGAGGCGUAUGUAGUACAGAAAUCCAUCUUCAUUGCCUUUUUCUUUCUUUCCGAGAAUGUAAGGAAACGUCGAGACUAGGAUUGUCUUCUGUCAAGGCAAAAGAGUGCUAUUAAGAAGCUUAUUGUCACAAAAGGGAAACGUGCAUCAUCAAUUCAUGUUCUUGUUGAUGUCAUGCCUAAAUAUUUGUUUUACUUUGUAUAAUUUUCCUGAAUUGAAAUCAGUAUCAAUUUUAUAUGUAUUUGAAUCAGUUUUAUGGUUA
This is a messenger RNA of Beta vulgaris subsp. vulgaris (sugar beet), 1591 nucleotides long. RefSeq lists its product as uncharacterized. NCBI's taxonomy places the organism in Eukaryota, Viridiplantae, Streptophyta, Magnoliopsida, Caryophyllales, Amaranthaceae. The transcript has 9 exons. The coding region runs from base 172 to 1131 and encodes 319 amino acids. The record is from RefSeq and is a predicted model, not a curated record.